Molecule: messenger RNA, 189 nt
Organism: Racocetra persica
Lineage: Eukaryota; Fungi; Glomeromycota; Glomeromycetes; Diversisporales; Gigasporaceae
Source: the annotation of a GenBank genome assembly
AUGUCAAAUUUUAAAAUAAUUCGUACUAUCGAAACAAAAUUUGGAAUCAAUGUUAUGAAAUGUAAAUCUAAUAGAACUGGGUUAUCAGCUAUUCUUGUCGAUGUUGAAGCUCCCUUGGUCAGUGGAUUUUUUGCAAUCCCAACUGAAGCCACGGAUGAUGAUGGAUGCCCUCACACUUUGGAACAGUAA